AGGUAUACUAGGAUACAGUUGAGAUCUAACACUAGUUGAGGAAGAUUAUAUCUUAUCAGAGGCAGCUACCAUUUUAUUUCAAGGAUGUUUGCCAUAAGCCUGAUCUGUCUUGUGGCAGCUAUUGGUUUGUCUGAGUGUGCUCCUCUUCCUCAGUUUGGGGGAUUUGUCAAUGCCCUUGAACAUGCAGAAUCCGCCAUAUUAGGAGGAUUAGGUUUGGGCGGAGGGUUUGGCGGAGGAUUUAGUGGAUCACAGUCUCAAGCACAGUCUGAAUCCCUUGGCGGAGGUUUUGGCGGAGGACUUACCGGAUCACAGUCCCAAUCCCAGUCUCAAUCCCUUGGUGGAGGGUUUGGCGGAGGACUUAGUGGAUCACAAUCUCAAUCCCAGUCUCAAUCCCUUGGCGGCGGGUUAGGCGGAGGAUCACUGUCUCAGUCCCAGUCUCAAUCCCAGGCCGGAUCCUUUGGUGUUGGAUUUGGCGGAGGGUUUUCUGGUGCUCAAUCUCAUGCAGGAUCUGUGGGAGGCGGGGGGUUGAGUGGAGCGUCUUCCCAGGCCGGAUCAUUUAGCGGUGGAUUUGGAUUCGGCGGUGGAUUUAGCGGAGCUGAAUCUCAAGCAUCCUCUUUGGGCGGAUUUAGAGGAUAGAUCAUAUUCUUCUAUUUGUUUUAUCUUAUAAAAUACUGCACAAAGUUUUAUUAAUUAGCCAAUGUAACAAAAGCAAAUUUUGUUUCUGUUAAAUGAAAUUGAAUAAGAAAAACGGUGCUGUGGUGUCCCUGUCAGUGCCCCAAAGCCUGAUCAAUUGCUGUACAACGAUUUCCUUAUUGUAAGUUAACUUUAGAAAAAUAACUUUUGAGAUAUUUCAAAUGAAAACGAAACAUGUAACAACUCUAUAUGUUCAUCUAUUUAGAUUAAUAAACUAUAUUUUGUUCAA
Molecule: messenger RNA, 922 nt
Organism: Eurytemora carolleeae
Lineage: Eukaryota; Metazoa; Arthropoda; Copepoda; Calanoida; Temoridae
Product: glycine-rich cell wall structural protein
Exons: 2
Coding region: 85-636 (183 amino acids)
Source: RefSeq, a predicted model, not a curated record